Seriola aureovittata is the source of this 927-nucleotide messenger RNA. It is a transcript of the gene tmem256, whose product is annotated as transmembrane protein 256. The transcript is spliced from 4 exons. Bases 53 to 397 code for a protein of 114 amino acids. The record is from RefSeq and is a predicted model, not a curated record. Lineage: Eukaryota; Metazoa; Chordata; Actinopteri; Carangiformes; Carangidae.
AUAACAGUCAGUCUUCCGCCUGUGGAUACACAUACACACGUAGCUACAAAACAUGACCGCUUCUGUUAUCGUCCGGAGGUUAGCAGCUCUGUCAGGGGCUUCUGCGGUGGCAGCCGGGGCAUAUGGAGCUCACGGUUUCAAAAACAAAGACCCUGAUGAUUACCAGAGAGUGCUAUUUGAAACUGCCAACAAGUACCAUUUCUACCACAGCUUGGCCCUGCUGGGUGCUGCCCACUCUGGCAAACCUGCUGUGGCCGGUACCCUCCUGAUAGCGGGCAUGGGGAUGUUCUGUGGCUCUCUGUACCACCAGGCUGUGACGGGAGACCCUGGUAUGCGCAAGGUGGCUCCCAUGGGGGGCGUAGCUAUGAUCGUUGGCUGGCUGGCCAUGAUUCUCUGAGCUGCAGCAGCUCACACCUCCUCCUACUCCACGGGGGCACACUGUGCGACACUAAACUGUCAGACAGUGAUCGGAUGAAGUGGAGAGCAUGUGAGAGUUGGCUGGGAGGCUGUUGCUGAAGUGCUGAGUAAUAAAAUCACCCAUCUAACCGCUCCCUGCGUCAGGUUGUGGGUGUCAGCUGGUGAUAAGGUCACAACAGGAUUAUCACUUUUUAACCAUUGCUGUUUGUUUCUGACUGGUGCCCUCUGAUUGUUUUGUGUGGGUUAAACUGGAUAAGCAAAUGUACAGUGUGUAGUGCAUUUUUUCACCUCAACAAUUUGUUGAUGGAACAUUUUCAAUGGCAUGUCAAUUUUGUAUAUAAAUCCCUAAUGAGCUAUAUACAUUUCCAAUACUAUACUCAUUUCACUACUACAGUAAAUCCAGUUUAUGCAUUGCUUUAUACUUAUACUAUUUAUACUGCAUAGGUAUGAGUAUGUGGUAAAAAUAAAGAAUAUGAAUGAUUCAAGGUGAAAUAAACACUCUUUCUUACA